CACAUAUCACUCUCUCUCCCUCAGUCCCCCCCUUCUCUCUCUUCCGCCUUCCUUCUCUCGCUCUCUGUCGCUCCUUCCCCUCUCUCUCUCUAGAAAAAUUUCGAUCGAGCGCCAACAGAAUCGAUAAAGUUCUAGAGAGAAAGAGGGACCCAGAGACAACAGAUUGCGUCUCCAAUGAAGCACCACCAGCAGCAGCACCUCCACGGUUCCUCCGAGGCCGUAUCGUCGUCGUCCUCCUUGCCGUCGCCCUCGACCGCGGACUUACCAUCGAGCGCUUCCUCGAUGGAUAAGCCCCCGUCCAUCCCUGCCGCGGAGGACCUGUCAAUCGCCGCCAGGGACGGGAGCGGCGGCGCUCAGGAGGCGGUGUCCAUCGAUCGCCGGGGCGAGUUCUCGGCAAUCUGCCGGUGGACGGUACAGAACUUUUCGAAAAUCAAGGCGAGGGCUCUCUGGAGCAAGUACUUUGAGGUGGGCGGGUACGAUUGCCGCCUGUUGAUAUACCCUAAGGGCGACUCCCAAGCUCUCCCAGGGUACAUAUCCAUCUACCUCCAAAUCAUGGACCCCCGCGGGACAUCGUCUUCCAAAUGGGAUUGCUUCGCCAGCUAUGGCCUGUCAAUCGUCAAUGGUCUGGACGAUUCCAAGACCAUUCACCGGGACUCAUGGCACCGGUUCUCGAGCAAGAAGAAAUCUCACGGUUGGUGUGACUUCACUCCCUCCUCCACGAUUUUGGAUUCGAGGCUAGGGUACUUGCUCAGCAAUGACUCUGUUGUUAUCACGGCUGAUAUAUUAAUUUUAAACGAAUCCGUGACCUUUAACCGUGAUAACAACGAUAGUCAAUCGACAUUGACGGCCUCAUCUUCUGGAGUGGUCGGGCCGGUGCCCGAUGUCUUGAGCGGAAAGUUUAGCUGGAAGGUACACAAUUUCAGCUUAUUCAGGGAGAUGAUAAAGACGCAGAAGAUAAUGAGCCCUGUUUUUCCUGCUGGGGAGUGCAAUUUGAGAAUUAGUGUCUACCAGAGCUCGGUGAACGGGGUGGAUUAUCUGUCCAUGUGUCUGGAGAGCAAAGACACUGAGAAGACAAUGCUUGCGGAUAGAAGUUGCUGGUGCUUGUUCCGGAUGUCGGUGCUGAAUCAGAAGCCUGGAUUCAAUCACAUGCACCGAGACUCGUAUGGGCGUUUUGCUGCUGACAACAAGAGUGGAGAUAAUACGAGUCUGGGGUGGAAUGAUUACAUGAAGAUGGCGGACUUUGUGGGUCCUGAGACGGGGUUUUUAGCGGAUGAUACUGCCAUAUUCAGUACGUCAUUUCACGUGAUUAAGGAAUUCAGCAGCUUCACAAAAAAUGUGACAAUAAUGCCGGGAUUGAGGAUCCUGAACAACUCAAGGAAAUCUGAUGUGCAUAUGGGGAAGUUCACAUGGCGGAUAGAGAACUUCACCAGGCUGAAGGAUAUACUGAAGAAGAGGAAGAUUACUGGUCUGUGUAUCAAGAGCAAAAGAUUUCAGAUUGGAAACCGGGAUUGCCGCCUUAUUGUUUAUCCUCGAGGUCAGUCUCAGCCACCAUGCCACCUGUCAGUUUUCCUUGAAGUUACGGAUUCAAGAAAUACUUCCAACGAUUGGAGUUGUUUUGUGAGUCAUCGUUUGUCAGUUGUGAACCAGAGGAUGGACGAGAAAUCUGUGACCAAGGAAUCUCAAAAUCGCUAUUCUAAAGCUGCAAAGGACUGGGGAUGGCGUGAAUUUGUUACCCUUACGAGUCUCUUUGAUCAGGAUUCGGGAUUCAUUGUCCAAGACACUGUUAUAUUCUCAGCAGAGGUUCUUAUAUUAAAGGAGACAUCGAUAAUGCAGGACUUUGCUGCUCUGGAGAAUGAUUUGACAGGUAAUGGGUCUUCGACAGAGAAUGCUGGAAAAAGAAGUUCAUUCACUUGGAAGGUGGAGAACUUCAUGUACUUCAAGGACAUAAUGGAGACUCGGAAAAUCUUCAGCAAGUUCUUUCAGGCAGGGGGAUGUGAGCUUCGGAUAGGGGUUUAUGAGUCGUUUGACACCAUAUGCAUAUAUUUGGAAAGUGAUCAGUCCGUGGGUUGUGAUCCGGACAAAAAUUUCUGGGUCAAGUACCGGAUGGCUGUUGUUAACCAAAAAAAUCCAGCCAAGACAGUAUGGAAGGAAUCCUCAAUAUGUACAAAGACGUGGAACAACUCAGUCUUGCAAUUCAUGAAGGUAUCUGAUAUGCUGGAGGCAGAUGCGGGAUUUCUUGUGCGAGACACGGUUGUUUUUGUCUGUGAGAUUCUGGACUGCUGUCCCUGGUUUGAGUUUUCAGAUCUAGAGGUUUUGGCUUAUGAGGACGAUCAGGAUGCUCUGACAACUGAUCCUGAUGAACUUAUUGAUUCUGAAGAUAGCGAAGGACUCAGUGGAGACGAGGAAGAUAUCUUUAGGAGCCUUCUUUCAAGAGCAGGGUUUCACCUCACAUAUGGAGACAAUUCCUCUCACCCACAAGUCACCCUAAGAGAGAAACUUCUAAUGGAUGCUGGCGCAAUAGCAGGUUUUCUGACUGGACUUCGUGUUUACCUAGAUGACCCUGCUAAAGUAAAGCGCUUGCUUCUUCCGGCUAAGUUUUCGGGUUGUAGUGAUGGAAAGAAGAUCGGAAAGACAGAUGGAUCUUCUCCUAGUUUGAUGAAUUUGUUGAUGAGUGUUAAAGUUUUGCAGCAGGCAAUCAUAGAUUUGCUAUUAGAUAUCAUGGUAGAAUGCUGCAAGCCCUCUGAUGGAAGUUGUGAGGGUGAGUCGUCUGAUCCUAGCUUGAAGAUCUCUCCAGAUGGCAGUGGGGCUGCCAGCCCACUGGAAUCAGACAGAGAAAACGGUGCAGCAGAGUGCACACAGUUCCGGUUGGAUGAGAGACUGGACUCUGGUUUAGGUGAAAGUAGUAAUUCUUCUGCUGUGCGAAGCUCAGACAUCAACGACUCUAACGUCUGUGAAAGUGCUCCUACAGUGAAGCCUAUUGAUCCACCUGAAUCAUCUACUGGAGGUCGAGAAAAUUAUUGCCUUAGAUCCAAGACCAAGUGGCCAGAGGAGUCUGAAGAACUCAUAGGAUUGAUCAUCAACUCACUCAGAGCUCUAGAUGGAGCUGUUCCACAAGGCUGUCCUGAGCCGAGGCGGCGGCCUCAAUCAGCCAAAAGGAUCGCUCUUGUAUUGGAUAAAGCUCCCAAGCAUCUUCAGUGUGACCUGUUAGCAUUGGUACCCAAAGUGGUGGAGCAUUCUGAGUAUCCAAUUGCGGCUCAUUAUCUUCUCGAAAUGAUUCAGAAUCCAGAUGCAGAGCCUGCUCUAAGAGUUCCUGUUUUUGGUGCUAUGGGCCAGCUGGAGCUUGGCAUUGGAGUUUGGGAGCAUCUUCUGCGUAAGUCUUUGGAGUUUCUGCAAGAUUCAAAUGAUGAGCCUCUCGCAGCUACCAUAGAUUUCGCAUUCAAAGCUGCAUCCGAAUGUCAAAGUCUCCCUCAAGCAGUAAGGUCUGUUCGUGAUAGGUUGAAAUGUCUGGGAGCAGAUGUGUCCCCUUGUGUCCUAGACUUAUUGAGUAAAACCAUAAAUAGUUGGCGAGAUCUAGCUGAGACAAUACUUAGGGACAUUGAUUGUGAUGAAGAUUUUGGUGAAAGUGGCGUGACACUGCCUUAUCGUCUGCUUUUAUUUAGCGAUAAUGGACAAGACGCUCAAAGGUCGGAUGCGGUGGAUGAGCAAGUCCUUUGCAACUCUCGGCAUUUUUCAGAUAUGUAUGUCCUGAUCGAAAUGUUGUCUAUUCCCUGCCUUGCUGUUGAAGCUUCCCAAACAUUCGAGAGGGCUGUGGCUAAAGGAGCCUUUAUGGCUCAAUCAGUAGCCAUCAUCUUGGAAAGGAGACUGGCUCGGAGAUUGAAUCUCAACAGGUUUACGGGUGAAAAUAUGCAGAUUAUAGAUGGUGAAGGAGAGGCUAAUGACCAGUUGAGAAAUCAACAAGAUGACUUCACUUCAGUUCUUGGACUUGCUGAGACAUUGACCCUGUCUAGAGACCCUCGUGUCAAGGGUUUUGUGAAGGUUCUGUAUGCUAUACUUUUCAAAUGGUAUCCUGAUGAAUCUUACCGACGAAGGAUGCUUAAGAGACUGGUUGAUCGUGCUACCAGCACUUCAGAUAGCAGUCGUGAGGUGGAAUUGGAUUUAGACAUUUUGGUUUUACUGGUCUCCGAGGAGCAGGAGUUUAUAAGACCAGUUGUGAGUAUGAUGAGGGAGGUCGCUGAACUUGCAAAUGUGGAUCGAGCAGCUCUUUGGCACCAACUUUGUGCAAGUGAAGAAGACAUCAUGCGCUUGCGUGAAGAGAGGAAAGCUGAGAUCUCCAAUAUGGAUAGAGAAAAAGCUGCUGUAUCACAAAAACUGAGUGAAUCUGAGGCAACGAACAACCGUCUUAAGUCUGAGGUGAAGGCUGAGAUGGAUCGUUUUGCGCGAGAAAAGAAAGAUUUAUCUGAACAAAUUCAGGAAGUAGAGAGCCAGCUUGAGUGGCUUCGCUCUGAGAGAGAGGAGGAAAUUACAAAGCUCACUUCUGAGAAGAAGGCUCUUCAAGAUCGUCUUCAUGAUGCAGAGUCACAGAUUUUGCAGCUGAAGACUCGUAAACGUGACGAAUUGAAGAAAGUGGUAAAGGAAAAGAACGCUCUUGCUGAAAGGCUAAAGAAUGCGGAAGCUGGGAGAAGAAGAUUUGAUGAAGAGCUGAAGCGGUAUGCGACAGAAAACGUGACCAGAGAAGAGGUUCGUCAGUCCCUUGAGGACGAGAUUAGGAGAUUGAGACAAACAGUGGGGCAAACCGAAGGAGAAAAGCGGGAAAAGGAGGAGCAAGUUGCUCGAUGUGAACAAUAUAUUGAUGGGAUGGAAGCAAAAUUGCAGGCCUGCCAGCAAUACAUCCAGACACUCGAUACUCAACUCCGGGAAGAAAUGUCUAGACAUGCUCCUCUUUACGGUGCUGGUCUGGAGGCACUUUCGAUGACAGAGUUGGAGACUAUAUCGCGCAUUCAUGAAGAAGGGCUUAAGCAGAUCCACGCCAUUCAGCAAAGUAAGGGCAGCCCUCUUGGCAGUCCUAUCGUGAGUCCCCACACACUACCGCCGCAUAAUCAUGGGUUGUAUCCGACUGCGCCCCCUCCAAUGGCAGUGGGGCUUCCCUCUUCCAUCAUGCCCAAUGGCAUGGGGAUGCACCACAGCAACGGGCACGUCAAUGGUGCCAUGGGUCCCUGGUUCAAUCACAAGUAGAGAGCCUUGGAGUCAUUGCGGGAUGCCCUAUACCGGAGAUCCCUUUUUUCAUUGAAAGUGGAGGGAUGAUGAUUUUCUGAGUUGAAUUGUUUGGCAUUUUGACUGGUAGGACUGUCGGGACGAGUUGCUGGGGAAGGGGCUGUUGUAAUUGAUAGAUAGUUGGAGAGAAGGAGGGGGUUUAGAUUGUUGUCUAGGAACAAGUCCAAUGGGACUAACAGUUAAAAUGCCAUGCCUGCUUUUUUAAUCUUUCUUCAUAUGAUCAAUUAUAGGUUUCGACAAAUUUUGCAAA
Rhodamnia argentea is the source of this 5521-nucleotide messenger RNA. RefSeq lists its product as uncharacterized. Lineage: Eukaryota; Viridiplantae; Streptophyta; Magnoliopsida; Myrtales; Myrtaceae. Gene Ontology annotation, molecular function: protein binding. The record is from RefSeq and is a predicted model, not a curated record.